GUGUGUGAUGACAGUACAACAUCCCAUCCCGACAGCCACGAUCAACCGAAUCUCUCAUGGGCCGUCCGCCCUGUCAGUCAUCUCAUCUCUGCACUCUGCUAUAGCUAUAGUACUUAGUAGUAUGAUCGAGCGAGAGCCAGGCAAGACGACACCGCCAUCGCAGCUCCAUUACUCCUCCAGCCAGUACUCCAAUCCCUGCUAGCUGCUGCGUUUCAUGGCGACAUAUAGCAGAGCUAAACCUCGAUGCUUGCGUCCAUCUCAGUGACGCCAGAAGAUCGAGCUGUAGCGGCCAGGCCAAGGCUAGAUCCGCGUCGUACGUCCCAGCUAGGAGAUCGAGAGCGAGGAAGAAGCAAGGGGCCGGAGAUGCGGAGCGGCGGGUGCGCGGUGCAGCAGGAGCUGGCCGGGGACGCCGCGGCCGUGAUGCACCAGGCGGUGAGCCUGGCGCGCCGCCGGGGGCACGCGCAGGUCACGCCGCUGCACGCCGCCAGCGCCAUGCUCGCGGACGCCGGGGGCCUCCUCCGCGCCGCCUGCCUCCGGUCGCGGGCGAGCUCCCACCCGCUCCAGGGCAAGGCGCUCGAGCUCUGCUUCAACGUCGCGCUCAACCGCCUCGCCACGGCGGGGGGCCCGGCGGCCAUGUUCCACCACUUGCACCACGCUGGGGGGCACGGGCACCACCGCGCGCCGGCGCUGUCCAACGCGCUCGCCGCCGCGUUCAAGCGCGCGCAGACGAGCCAGCGCCGGGGAGGCGGAGGAGGGUCCACCUCCGCAGGCUCGGAGGGCCAGCACGCCAGGGUCGAGCUCGAGCAGCUCGUCAUCUCCAUCCUCGACGACCCCGGCGUCAGCCGCGUCUUGCGCGAGGCCGGCUUCUCCAGCGCCGAGGUCAAGGCCAACGUCGAGAAGCAGGCGGUGAUCUCGUCGUCGGAGCAGUCGUCGAACACGGCAAGCAGCGGCGCCAGCGCCUCCCCGAAUCCGCCUAAAGAGGCCAACAAGGAGGCCAGACUAGCAAUCGUCGACGUCGUCGGCGACGCCGCGCGCGUGCUGGACUGCAUGGCGAGCCGCCGGAGCCGAUGCGUGGUGGUCGUCGGCGAGAGCGCGGCCGCCGCGGAGGGAGUGGUGAAGGCGGUGAUGGACAAGGUGAGCAAGGGGGACCUGCAGCUCCAGCACGAGUGCCUCAGGAACGCCCAGCUCGUGCCCUUCUCGGCGGCGUCCUUCCGGCGCUUGCCGAGGGAGGAGGUGGAGGCCAGGGCCGCCGACCUGCGCGCGCUCGUGCGCGAGGGCGCCGCCGCCGGCAAAGGCGUGGUGCUCGUGCUCGAGGACCUCGGCUACGCCGCCGAGGCCUGGAAGACAAUUCUUCGUGACCCCCGCGCGCAUGGCUACUGCCCCGUCGAGCACGCGGUCAUGGAACUCAGCAGCCUGGUGCGCGGCGGCGGCGGCCACGACAUGCUCUGGCUGCUGGGCUUCGGAACCUACGCGUCCUACACGAGCUGCAGGUCGGGACAGCCCUCCCUGGAGGCCGUCCUGGAGCUACACCCCGUCGUCGUGCCGGACGGCAGCCUCGCGUCGUUGACCCUCGCCGGCGACAGUGAGACGAUCACACACUGCGGCGCCGACAUGGCCGUGGCGACGGCGGCGAGCGUCCCCUCGUGGAUUCGCCGCAGCCAACAAGCAGGGCCAGUCCUCACCGGAUCGGAGCUCACACUCAGCUUCACCUCUCCGGCAUCUUCCUCCUUCUACGGCUUUACCCAGCAUUACGACGCCAACAUGAGCUGCGAACCAUGGCAUGAUCGCCACAUCGACCGGCGCCGGCAGCCGUUGCUGAACCACGGGCACGAUGGCCGCCCAAUGGUUGAGCCGUGCGAUCAGCAAUUGCUCCUCGCCAACCCUAAUCCUGGAUCGUCUAACUCGGUGUCUAAUAAAUCUAACUCAUCUGACGCCGCGACGGAGCCUGCUGGAGCUCGCCACCGCCGUCCAAAGUUCACCGAGCUCACCGCGGAGAAUCUCAAGAUCCUGUGCAGCGCACUCGAGGCGCGCGUCUCGCGCCACAGAGAUCUAGCUGCCGGCAUCGCGAGCGCCGUGCUCCAGCGCCGCUCCGGCGUGACAAGGACGACGCGGCCGAGCUCAUCGGCGACGUGGCUGCUCUUCCAAGGGAGGGACGACCACGGCAAGGCGGCCAUGGCCAGGGAGCUCGCCAGGCUUGUCUUUGGCUCCUACGCCGAGUUCACCUGCAUCACCGCUGCAAAGCUAGCCCUGCUAGCUCCCUCCGGCCACUGCCUCAAGAGGCAGAGGUCGCCGGCGGACAACGAGCAGCACGGCUACAUGCAGAGGUUCUACGAGGCCAUCCGCGAGAACCCUCACCGCGUCGUGAUGAUCGACGGCGUCGAGCAUGACUACUCAGAAGCCGCCGGUAUCAAGAACGCCAUGGCAACCGGAACGGUGAGGGGUUGCGGUGGUGAUGCGGUCAGCUUGGAGGACGCCAUCGUAGUGAGCUGUCAAGGGUCCGAGUCGAGGUCUAGGGUUUCCUCCCCUCGGCCCGUGAAGCAACGACGUUUCAUGGGUGAAAUCAUCGUCGACAGCAAGGCGGAAGAUGACGGCGCGGAGAAAGGAGCUGUGCCACGGUAUGGCUUGGAUUUGAAUGCCUGCGCCGCCAUGGACGCAGAAGGGGAGGAAGCAGGGAGUUCUUCGCCUAAUGACGACAUGGAGAUCCUUAAAGAUGCGGAUGGCGUUUUCUUUUUCUAAUAUUAAAGGAAAAAAUGGUUUGAUUAUUAGCUUUGCUUCAUUUGAUAACAAUUUUACCUGUUGCCCUAUUAUUCCUGCCUUGAAUAUUUUUCCAAGAAAACAUAGGAAAACUAUAUAUGCAUCUUGUAUAAUAAUGACGCGUAGCAGAAAACAAGUUCUUGAA
Messenger RNA from Panicum virgatum (switchgrass), 2899 nucleotides. RefSeq names its product protein SMAX1-LIKE 3-like. NCBI's taxonomy places the organism in Eukaryota, Viridiplantae, Streptophyta, Magnoliopsida, Poales, Poaceae. The record is from RefSeq and is a predicted model, not a curated record. Bases 244 to 2736 code for a protein of 830 amino acids. The transcript is spliced from 2 exons.